UCUGUGAUUAUGGUAAAAGGGAGUUUAUCCUCACCUGGGCACAACAAUUCCACAACUAGUGGGCUGUGCUCCCCUGCUUUCCUUACACUCAUUUCAUCCAAGUACAGCCCCAUAAGCUUUGGAGGGAUAGCUUCUCUGACUGCUGGGAGAUAACAUGCUUUUAUUUUCAGACACUGGAUAGUGGGAAGUGAUAAACAGGAUCUCAGAUUUCCCUAAAAAAUAUUGUUCCAGUGUGGAAAUAUGAACAAUAUCUUGUGGUUUACAAUGCUUAAUUGUGGUAUCAAAUGUAAAAGUUACCAAUAGUACUCUCCAGAGAAAUCUGGUAACAGAGCCCCAUAACAUGUCUUAGCUAUUGUGGAGUAGGAACCCCCUUCUUUCUUUAUAUGAGCCUUUAGCCUUUUAAAAAAAAGCCUGACAACAAACAGAAAUCACAUCCAUCAUCUGUUAUCCCAGUUUUGGCAGAAGAGCAUAAAGGGUCUUAAAACCUCAGCAGGCAGAAAAAUUAAGUGACUUGUACAAUGAUUGCUGGAAGGUCAGGGGCAGAAGGAAGAUUAACCCAGUGGCCAGUCCUUGCACUAAGUGCCCUCAAGGAAUUAAAACUUAGAAAUGAGAUUCAAGUGGCAACAAAUCUUAACUACAGAAAUCCGUCAGGGAAUGGCUUAACAUAUGCUCUGGGGCACAACUGAUUUUAAGGGCUAUGGAAUUAUGACUGCAACAUGGCACACUGAUUUGUGCGUAACAUCCUGAGAGAUUGCAUCAAGAGCACUUGCAAUCUAUUCACAUGUGCACUUGCUAACAAUCAUAUUUCAUGCAGUUAAGUGCAAGGCCUCUGAUCUUCAGAGCGUUCGAGGCUUUGAUUUGUAUGUCUAGAUUUCUUGUAUACUGCGUGAGUACAGCACUGGCAUGUGUAUGUCUUGUGUACUGCAAAGUGUGCUGGUAUGUGGGAACUGAAAAGACAUGAACGAACUAUAUUGUUACACUUCACUAGAAAGCAUAAAGCAGUUCUGAAAGUAGCAGAGGAGUAAAAAGUAUGCUGACAAAAAAGGUAGUUCCUCCACUUCAAACUUUCUCUGAUUAAGGAGCAUGCAGGAUGUCACGUUUCUGUUCUGUGCUCUAAUGAAUAAACAAACAUGGUCAGCAAGUUGUGGGAGGUGAUUCUCCACUCACAGGGAAAGGUGCACGUAUGUGCAUUCCUCCAGAAGUUGUCUCAGAGCCAAUUAUUUCCCUUUGCCUUCGUGCUUCUUCAGGAAGGAAUACGUUCUGUUUACUUCGGCAUCCUCACGCAAGCAACCCAGGAAAGACGAGAUGAUGACCUCUUUGCUUGCCCUCCUCAUUCCUGCCCGACUUGCCAUCUCCUGUUCACUCCCUUCACGCACAAGCUCUGCAUCCUCAACCUCCUCCAGGUCCGGUUCAGUAACGCCGCCUGCAGCCCGCCACGCCCGGCCUUUCCCUCAAGGGCCCCGACAGCUGUGAACCUCCAUUGCCCCCGCCCCUUCUCCCUCCCUCUUUCGUUUGUUCCCUCGUGAAAUUACAUCUCCUCUGAAGGAGCGCACAGAGUCGGGCGGCCCUGGGCAGUCACUCAGCUCCUGGUUUGGCUGUCCCGGUGCCCCGCUACAGCGCGGCACUGCUGCGGUGACGCCGCCGGGCGCUCCGCAGGCUCUGCGGAGCUUUGUGUCCGCACUAUGGGAGCGAACCGGGCUCCGGCAGCCGUGGGGGCAGGCCGAUGCGGGGGUUGGGCUUAAGGGCGGCUAGAGGGAGGUUUUAUCUGUUCGGGCUACUGCAGCCGUCGGCUCCCGAGUUUCCCCCCGCGCCUAUUCGGGGCCACGAACACCAUGGCCAGCGAGAUCGACAACCUGAGCAGCCGCGAAGCAAAGACGGUAUGCGAGGCGUUGGGACGCUAUGAAGACACGCUGCGGGGCGCUGUCCGGGAGAUCCACGUGGACAUUCAGGUGUUCAAGCAAGGCGUGAGCCGGCAGGUGGAUGAGGUGCUGCGGAUCGCUAGCCCCCUGGCUCGCAGCGUCUCAGAGCUGCAGCAGGAGAACCAGCGCCUGCGGGUGCAGCUGGAGCGUCUUGCUCGGCAGGUGGAGGCCCUUAGCCGGUCGGCGGGGCUGCCGCAAGAGUGGCGGGACGAGGCAGAGAGGAGCCCUCCAGCUGUGGGAUCCAGCUCUCCAGUGCCGGCUUUUUCUGCAGACAGGUUCUCCAACCUUGCGAAGCUAGCAGUGUCUGGUCGGAGCCAAAGUGUAGACCUGGAUGACCACCACAAACCUGAGUUUAGAAGAGUUUUUAGUUCCUCCAUCAUUGAAAAUGGGCAUCAGUCUUCAUCAGGUCAGGCAAAAGCCUCGCAUGAGCUGACCUCUUUUUACUCAGACUCUUCCCCUGAGGCCCAUGCUCCUGCAAUGACCUUACAGAUGCCCCACCUUCCCGUUACUGCAGUAACCAGAAUAUCAGAGAAGUUUUCAGGAGAAACCAUCCAUUCAGCAGGAACAACUAGUGCAUCCACUGGCCUGCUCGGGCAAAACCAAAGCAAAAAUGAGAUGGCAUUGAAAACUUCCAACCAGUCAGGUAAA
This is a messenger RNA of Meleagris gallopavo (turkey), 2567 nucleotides long. The record is from RefSeq and is a predicted model, not a curated record. Lineage: Eukaryota; Metazoa; Chordata; Aves; Galliformes; Phasianidae.